Messenger RNA from Eleginops maclovinus (Patagonian blennie), 1909 nucleotides. RefSeq names its product galanin receptor 2a. The transcript is spliced from 2 exons. Lineage: Eukaryota; Metazoa; Chordata; Actinopteri; Perciformes; Eleginopidae. The record is from RefSeq and is a predicted model, not a curated record. Bases 318 to 1319 code for a protein of 333 amino acids. Gene Ontology annotation, molecular function: G protein-coupled receptor activity. Gene Ontology annotation, cellular component: plasma membrane. Gene Ontology annotation, biological process: G protein-coupled receptor signaling pathway.
GAUAUUUCUUGAAAGGUAAAGCAUUUUCUUGCAAUAUUUUCUAAUCGUGUUGUAAUGAGUCACUCCCAUGUGCUCCUCUGUUAGAGCAAUUACUCAGUUAACUUGAAGAAAAAGUUAGUCAGGGUUGAGUGUAGAGACGAAGGUUAAGGGAGUGUGAAAGCCUCCUUUGAUACCGUUCUGUGGAUGCUUGUUUCAGUUGUAGAAUCCGGGUCCGUCUCCUGUUGCGUCUGGAUAUCGAAAUGUUGCGCGCAAACGCAGGGCGAGUCUCCACGAGCCUCUCCUCAGUUUUGUUGGACUGAUUUCGGACCGGGUGAAUUAUGAAUGAUUAUAACCUAAAGAUGAAUCUCUCAUCAAUGAACUCUUCCUCAUGGAAAGCUGAGUCGCUGGUCAUUUCUUUGGGCUUUUCGGUCAUUUUCCUGGUCGGCACCGUGGGAAACUCUCUGGUCCUCGCGGUUCUGUUUCGUAACGGACAGAUGAACAUCAAAACCACCAACAUGUUCAUCUUCAACCUCGGGAUAGCAGAUCUGUGUUUUAUUGUUUUCUGCGUGCCCUUUCAGGCCACCAUCUACACUCUGGAUGAAUGGGUGUUCGGUCCUGUGGUGUGUAAGGUCGUGCACUUCAUCAUUUUUCUCACGAUGUACGCGAGCAUCUUCACCCUGACAGCUGUUUCCCUGGACAGGUAUUUAGCUAUUUGCUACCCGCUCCGCUCUAGAGAGAUGAGAACCCCCAAGAACGCGAUCACCUCCAUCUGCCUGGUUUGGGCCUUGGCGCUGGUUUUCUCAGGACCAUAUCUGAGCUACUACUCGCAGAUGGACCUGGCCGGCACUGUGGUGUGUAUUCCUGACUGGGAGUCCAAUCCACGCAUCAUCAUGGACGUGUGCACCUUCGUCUUUGGCUACCUCAUCCCCGUCCUGGUGCUCGGCCUCACCUACGCCCGCACCAUCCGAUACCUGUGGACCAGCGUGGAUCCUGUGAAGGACAUGUCUGAGUCAAGGCGGGCCAAGCGCAAAGUCACCAAGAUGAUCGUCGUCGUCGCUGCUCUCUUCUGCCUCUGCUGGCUGCCCCAUCACGUGGUCAUCCUCUGCAUGUGGUUCGGAAGCUUCCCCCUCAAUCACACCACCUACGUCCUGCGCAUUCUGUCACACCUGGUGGCUUACACCAACUCCUGCCUCAACCCCAUCGUCUAUGCACUCAUCUCCAAGCACUUCCGCAAGGGUUUCAGGAAGGUGUUCAGCUGCUCGCUGAGGAGGAAGGAGGUCAACAAGGUGCACGUUGUUCAGGCGGUGAACACGGUCAGCAGCAUGGAGACGUCCAACUGAACACAAAGACAUUGAACCAGACAGGAUGGAGGACAGGAUGAGCCAACUGAACAUUUAUGAACAUACUCAAAACCUUGCUUUAGAUGAAACCAUGUCCCAAAAGUAUUAAAUUCACUGAACUUACGAGCAUCACGACUGUGGAGCUUACUUGUCUUUAAGGAAAGACCUUAAUGAUGCAAGUAUACAAAUGAGAAUACCUCAGACUUCAGGAAAACAGAAAAGCUGCAGAGGCUGCCUGCACUGAAUUAUUGACCGGUAAUCACAGAGGAAUAGAUGAAUGGAGUAGGGAUGUCAAUGAUUAAACACUAAGAGUGUUUUUGACCAGUGACGCAUGUAGGUCUAGAGGUUAAUUUACAGUCUAAUUGGGCUGUUCAGAGAGGCUAAGCGUCUGCAAUGCUGGGCCCAGUAAGUGUGCAUCCAGCUGUGUUCGCUUUCAAAGCUAAUUAUAAAGCAGGCCAGAAAGCAAGCAAGUGAUUGUUGAAAACAUUUCAAUUCAGAAUCUAUGUGUCAUUUGAUUUGCCUACAUGACCAGGGAUGUUGAAAGCAAAGCCUAGCGACCGAAAAACAGUCAAUAUGUGACCGAUUAUAGA